This is a messenger RNA of Leucoraja erinaceus (little skate), 2082 nucleotides long. Its product is annotated as serine/threonine-protein phosphatase PP1-beta catalytic subunit. Gene Ontology annotation, biological process: circadian regulation of gene expression; regulation of circadian rhythm. Gene Ontology annotation, cellular component: cytoplasm; nucleus. Gene Ontology annotation, molecular function: protein serine/threonine phosphatase activity. Bases 16 to 603 code for a protein of 195 amino acids. Lineage: Eukaryota; Metazoa; Chordata; Chondrichthyes; Rajiformes; Rajidae. The record is from RefSeq and is a predicted model, not a curated record. The transcript is spliced from 6 exons.
AUCAUUUCCCAAACCAUGUUAUUAAUUUCCACAGGCAAGAGACGUUUUAAUAUCAAACUCUGGAAGACAUUUACAGACUGCUUCAACUGCCUUCCAAUUGCCGCAAUUGUGGAUGAGAAAAUCUUCUGUUGCCAUGGAGGACUGUCACCAGACCUGCAAUCGAUGGAACAGAUCCGCAGAAUCAUGAGGCCAACGGAUGUUCCUGACACAGGCUUGCUGUGCGACCUGCUGUGGUCAGAUCCCGACAAGGACGUUCAAGGCUGGGGCGAGAAUGACCGUGGUGUCUCUUUCACCUUUGGAGCGGAUGUGGUCAGCAAAUUUCUGAACCGGCAUGAUCUGGAUUUAAUCUGCCGUGCCCAUCAGGUUGUUGAAGAUGGUUACGAAUUCUUUGCGAAACGCCAGCUGGUCACUUUGUUUUCUGCUCCGAAUUACUGUGGAGAAUUUGAUAAUGCCGGGGGAAUGAUGAGUGUGGAUGAAACAUUAAUGUGCUCCUUUCAGAUUCUGAAGCCUUCGGAAAAGAAGGCCAAAUACCAAUACGGCGGCCUGAAUUCUGGCCGCCCUGUCACACCCCCUCGCACGGCAAACCCACCCAAGAAGAGGUGAACGGCAAGGACACAGCCCUGAACACCUUACAUUUGUACACAGAGAAAGCUACCCGUAUACCCAUUCAUAUUCCAAUGUGUGUGUGUGUCCCGUAGGCACUCUGCCAGUCAUCUGCUACUGUCUGUCUGUCUGUCUUUGUGAGCCUCGAUGCUUGUAAAAAGAAAUAACCAAGUCUUUUUGAAAACUGUUUUCCAGUAAAUGCGCAGGUGUGGCAUAUUGUAAUGUAAAUCAAUGUACUACCGGUAACCAGUGAAUCUUAUUCAUAUUUUGUUUGGACUGGGAUGAAGGUUAGCUGAUCCAUGGCUGGGAUAAAGCACUCUACCUUCAAGCUUGCUCGAGCAUUUAUCUUUGACAUGUGCAAUGGUUAUAUCUGAAGUUGUGCAAGUGCGUGUACAGGUUUGAUGCAGAGCCACCAAGGUCUGUUCAGCUAGAAACUCCAUUAAAGCACUGGGGUCUUUCACACAGUUAACUGGUUCUUGCGGGUGGGGGUACUUAUGGAACUAAUCCUGUGCUAUCACUCAUAUAAUGUAAUAAAAUGGAACUGCAUAUGCUGGUUUGUACCAAAGUGCUGGAUUACUCUGGCAUUUUGCUUGGGCCCCUUUGUGCUAAUUGUACAUGUGUGCUGUUUGCCACCUCGUUGUGGAGGCCAUUAUUUCUCUUGUGGUUCUCCAAACUAACCUACAGCUGCUCAAUAUGAAACUUAUUUAUGAAAGCCCAACAGGGCGGCGUGGGCUAGCCAGACGCUGAGUGGCGAUAUAUAACUUCACAAACCGACUUUUAAAGCUUCUGUUUCCCCCCCCCCCCACCCGCAGAGAAUCAGGCCCAGAGGAAGCUUCAAGGUAGUAAUCGUAUAAUCCCAGCGUUCGCCUUUAAUGAUUUGGUAUCGUUUUGUGUGGGGACUGCAUGAAGCUUAUGUGCUCCAAUCUUUGUGACACCAGGUACGUGAUACCAUCGGAUAUCUCGACCGUCGCAACUAGCUGUAAAAGCCCUCAACAGGGACUAACCAAGGAUUAAAACAUCUCUAUUUUUUUUUUUUUUUUUUUUUUUUACCAAAAUUCUGAAGUUUCAUCCCAGUCCUGUGAGUUUGCAUCAGUGUUUGAAGGACUUCGGGGUGGGGGGGGGGGGGGGGGGGGGGGGGGGGGAGACGUCGGCAACUGUUAUCAUAAUUGGGACACCAUCUAAUUUGAAUGUGCACACUACAUAGUCUAAAGGUCUGUUUUUUUUUUAGAAAUUAAAAACCGCGAUUGCAUGAUUUACUGAUAAUACGUAGCAGCCCUUGUUUUUGUGAUUUGUGUUUGAAUACUUCUGAAGACUGAACCUGUAGCUUUCCAAAGGCAAGAUCACUGUGCACUGUCUUUGAGGGCCAGUCCCUUCAUUGUGUACAUCAGUCACCAUGAGGCCCAGGGGCAUGUUUCUGUUGAGAUCGUUUUUGUUAAGGAUGCCCUACUUCUGCUGUUUUCAAUACAAUCUUAUACCUGA